Opisthorchis viverrini is the source of this 1185-nucleotide messenger RNA. RefSeq lists its product as hypothetical. The record is from RefSeq and is a predicted model, not a curated record. Gene Ontology annotation, biological process: G protein-coupled receptor signaling pathway, coupled to cyclic nucleotide second messenger; chemical synaptic transmission. Bases 1 to 1185 code for a protein of 394 amino acids. NCBI's taxonomy places the organism in Eukaryota, Metazoa, Platyhelminthes, Trematoda, Opisthorchiida, Opisthorchiidae. The transcript has a single exon. Gene Ontology annotation, molecular function: neurotransmitter receptor activity; G protein-coupled serotonin receptor activity. Gene Ontology annotation, cellular component: dendrite; membrane.
AUGAUCACACUGUGUUGGAGUUUGCCAAUCCUCACUGUAACCAGUGCAUUGAUUGGACCAGUCGGUCACGUGGCCCAUUCAACCGAAUGCCGAGUGUCACUGAGUUUGCCAUGUCGUGUUUACACUAUAGUUGUCUGCUUCGUCAUACCACUAGUCCUCCUCGUGUUCAUAUAUUGCCGCGUUGUAGGGGUUAUAAAGCAACGCUUGACAAACUCUGGCCUUUCUUACAGUCGACAAGCUAACCCUUUAAAUUCGACUGAUAAAAGUUCGACUUGGACGUAUGAGAGCGGACGUAGGGCGACCGAUGAAAUAAACUCCCGGAACGGACCUAAACUUAUGUCUUUAAAUCACCGUCCAUCAACAGAAGUUUUGAUAAGUAACCGUGCGCAGUUGCGUAAUAAAAUCAAUGAAAAUCUCCGACAUUCAAUUGCUACCGAGCACUACACUGUCCGCCUUGGAAGAUAUUCACCAGCCACCAUAAUCACCCUGAAUUCCUGUUUGGGACGGGAUCAACCAAAUUCAAAUUAUGCCGAGCACCGGAAGCAAGAUAGUCGCCUUGAAUUAGUCGGAGUGCCCCACAAUGGAAGGAACAUGUGGAUCAACCCGCGGUCGGAGUCAUUCAACCGGUUAGCAAACUUCAAUGUUUCCCAUCAGGAUUUGAAUGGGCACGAUAUACUAUUAUCUGAGCCCCAGAGAGAUAAAAUUGUUACGCCUGAACUUAAAUUACCCCCAUCAUGCACGCUAUUCCGAAAAAGUAGUUCAAUGGACUUUGGCGAAUUGAAGUAUUCCUUGUCUAAACAGCAAAAUACUUUGAUAAAAUCGGUCACACUGGGAUGUUUCGCUCAGCUGAAGAACGGCAGGUCGGCUGAGAACCCUCAAGAAAGUGCACAAAUGACCAAACUUUUGGCCAGCACCGAAGCAAAGAGGCGACGUCGCAUAAAGCAGAAUAUGAGAGCAGUGAGAAUGGUAACAGCCGUAGUCGUCUGCUACUUUGCUUUCUGGUUGCCUUUCUUUGUUUGCUUUAUAGCGGAGAUCUUUAUCGGUGAAAUACGUGAGGAAAUUACAAGGUAUGUCAACAUUAUCGGUCUCGCCAAUAGUGUGUGCAAUCCGUUUAUUUAUGCACUGCUUGACAGGCGCUACUCCAGUGCUUACAGACGAAUUCUAAAUUGCGAAGCGACCCGUUGA